Messenger RNA from Closterium sp. NIES-65, 1554 nucleotides. The record is from the annotation of a GenBank genome assembly. NCBI's taxonomy places the organism in Eukaryota, Viridiplantae, Streptophyta, Zygnematophyceae, Desmidiales, Closteriaceae.
AUGGCUGCCACCGCUGUGCGAAGCCUGUCGGUCCCUGCAGCCGUAUCGGCCAGCGAUGCCGCGUCCAGGAAGGCGUUUUCCGGCGAGAAAGUUGCGGGAUUUGCGCAGUCAGGGCUGAAAGGCAAGGCCUUGAGAUGCGAGUCUAAGAAGGUCGCGGUGCGCGCAGCCAAGAAAGCUGCCGUUUCCGCCGUUCUCGCCGAAGCCACACCACAGCAGUCUGUGGCAAGGACAAAGCGCGCCGAUCCCAAGUCGGUCGUCUCGGUGAUUCUCGGUGGAGGUGCAGGCACGCGUCUCUUCCCUCUCACCAAGACCCGCGCCAAGCCCGCGGUGCCCAUCGGCGGCGCGUACCGGCUGAUCGACGUGCCGAUGAGCAACUGCAUCAACAGCGGCAUCAACAAGGUGUACAUCCUCACGCAGUUCAACUCCGCCUCGCUCAACCGUCACUUGGCGCGCACCUACAACUUCGGCAACGGCGUCAACUUUGGCGACGGAUUCGUCGAGGCUCUUGCGGCCACCCAGACCCCUGCGACGGGCUCCAACUGGUUUCAAGGAACCGCCGAUGCCGUGCGGCAGUUCUCCUGGCUCUUCGAGGAUGUGAAGAACAAGCACGUGGAGGAUGUGGUCAUUCUGUCCGGCGACCAUCUCUAUCGCAUGGACUACAUGGACUUCGUGCAGAAGCACAAGGACACCAACGCCGACAUCACCAUCUCCGUUCUGCCCAUGGACGACAGCCGCGCGUCCGACUUCGGGUUGAUGAAGAUCGACGAGUCCGGCCGCGUCGUCAGCUUUGCAGAGAAGCCCAAGGGUGCCGACCUCAAGGCCAUGGAGGUGGACACGUCGAUUCUCGGCAUUUCCAAGGAGGAGGCGGCAAAGUUCCCCUACAUUGCGUCAAUGGGCAUCUACGUCUUCAAGAAGGACAUCCUGCUCAAGCUCCUCAGGUGGCGCUUCCCCACGUCCAACGACUUCGGCGGAGAGAUCAUCCCCGCGUCGGCCGCCGAGUACAACGUGCAGGCAUACCUGUUCGGCGGGUACUGGGAGGACAUCGGAACCAUCAAGUCCUUCUUUGACGCCAACCUCAACCUCACCGACACUGACGCCAAGUUCAGGUUCUACGACGCGGCCAACCCCAUCUACACGUCGCCGCGCUACCUGCCGCCCACGCAGAUUGAACGCUGCCAGGUGAAGCGGUCGAUUAUCUCACACGGGUGCUUCCUGCGCGACUGCACGGUGGACCACUGCAUCGUGGGCAUCCGUUCCAGACUCGAGAACGGCGUCAUUCUCAAGGACACCAUGGUGGUGGGGGCUGACUUUUACGAGACGGACGCGGAGAGGGCCGCGCUGCUGGCCGCAGGCAAGGUGCCAGUGGGCAUUGGCGCCAACACGAUCAUCAGCAACGCCAUUGUGGACAAGAACGCACGCAUCGGACAGAAUGUUAUCCUGGAGAACAAGGACCAUGUGGAGGAGGCAGAUCGGUCAACGGACGGCUUCUACAUUCGCUCGGGCAUCACAGUGGUGCUCAAGAACGCUACCAUUGCCGAUGGCACCGUCAUCUAA